Messenger RNA from Centropristis striata (black sea bass), 766 nucleotides. Its product is annotated as B- and T-lymphocyte attenuator-like. The transcript has 5 exons. Gene Ontology annotation, cellular component: plasma membrane. The record is from RefSeq and is a predicted model, not a curated record. Bases 1 to 648 code for a protein of 215 amino acids. Gene Ontology annotation, molecular function: signaling receptor activity. Gene Ontology annotation, biological process: immune response-regulating cell surface receptor signaling pathway. Lineage: Eukaryota; Metazoa; Chordata; Actinopteri; Perciformes; Serranidae.
AUGAGAACAAAGUCCCUGAACAUCCUUCAUGUGUUCAUCUUGGCACUGCGCUGCCUCACUUUGGAUGCCGAUAGUGAAAAUCCAGAUUGUGGAGUUCAAAUCAAAGUACGUCGCAACACGGUUUUUAAAGCUUUCCCUGGAGAAGACCUCAGGACUAACUGCACAGUUGCUUCUUGCAACAAAAAGCCACCAACAGUGACCUGGUUUAAAUUUGAGACAACUGACGUACCGGUCCCUGUCAAUGUGAGCAGUGGAAGCCACAUUAGAGAGGAGUGGGAUCCUUUGAAUGAUUAUGAAGGAAUAUCGUUUUUACAUUUCCAAAAAAUACUCAGAAACGACUCUGGUGAGUAUCAGUGUCGAAGUGAAGACAGUGUGAGUCACAACAUCAACGUCUCUGUCUACAGCGAAGUCGAGCUCACCACUGUAGCCUGCAAUACUUCAGAACCGGAAAGCGGAGAAAUUCAAGACAAUUUCUGGCCAUUUGUGUACCGGGUUGUUGGAAUCAUGGUGUUUGUCAUGAUUGUACUGAUUCUAUGUGUUGCAACAAGAUUCGGGUGUAAAGAACAAUCCAGUGAGACACCAGAUCCAAGCGGCCAGCCCUUCCAUGACGCCUCGCCUCCCGCUCAGAUCUAUGAUAACGAUCAGUAGUCUGAUUUGUCUUUAUCAAUGCUUUAUGUUUUGUAUUUUCUGUAAUAUGCUUUGGGAAUAAUGUUGAAUACUUCUGUUGACUCCAGUUUGGCUUAAAGAUCAAGAGUUCUUACUGCUU